CCGGGGGGGGUCGCCCGAGGCCACACCGUGCCGACCCGUCCCUCACGGGGGUGCUGAACCCUCCAGGGAUGCCCUGCUGCAGGCUCUCCUGGCCUAGCAUCUGCCUCCCUGCCGUCGGGGACGGGCCGCCUCGUUUCUAGGGCCUAGACCCUUCCCAUGGGGAGCGGGGCAGGUAAAAACAGGGGAGAAAUUAACAAAAACCAAGGAUCAUAGAAUGGGUUGACAUCGCCAAUGAUCUUCUAAUGAAGUGUCACAUAAAUCUACACAUAAAGAAGCUUUUAGAAUGUGAUGCCAAUGUAUUUGUUCAUCUUUAUGAAUCAAUUUUAGGAGAAAAAGUACCAGACUACAUAACUGCUCCCAGAACCCAAGAGGAUGAUGCACAUAAUGUACAAGCAGUGAUAGACUCUCUAGCACUGGACUAUUUGCAAGUUAGCUUGUCACAUAUCACCGGGGAGAACAUUGUGAAGGGAGAGAGAGAAUCUAUCAGAAAUCUGUUAGAAAUAUUUGAUGGCCUGCUGGAAUAUCUUACAGAAGUCAGUGAAGCUUCUUCUCAGAGCGGUGAUGAGCCUGACAUGCUAAUUAACAAUGACAUUCAAAGUACACCUCAAUUGCAACUGGAAGAUGAUGCCAAGGAAUCCAUGCCAAUACAAAAACUCCCAUCAGUUGUGGGAUCAUCCCAAUCAGAGAUUUCUAUUCCAUCUUGGGAAGUUGAAGGAUCAGAAUCUACCAGUGAAUUAAUUAAGCUUGGGGACACUGCAUGUUCACUUUCGUUAAGGGAAGAAGGGUUCCAGCUCCCUGAACUAUUGCCUGCGGAGACAGAUGUCUCCAAGGAGGCCAAAGAACCUGAGAGUGCUCAUGUGGCAUUACCGCGUCAACCCUCAAGUAGCAGAAGAGCACUUGUAAGAGAGAGGAAAGGAUCAGCAGAAUCUGUUCAUUCCACUGAAUUUCACAAAGAGAGUUUGAGUUCCAGUGCUAAAAAGCUUGGGGAGCCCAUUCGCCCAGCCAUUCCGUUGCAGCCACCAUAUCAGCCAUCUGAGCCCAGGCCCCAUUAUCCCGUAGGAAGGGAAUACCAGAGCCCAGGAAGACAGUCAGCAGCUCUGGCCAGUAGUCAAACAAUUAAAACUCCUGCUUCUGCAGAAUCAUGUAGACAGGAAUCUGAAACUAGUUCUGGGAACACUUCUGUGUCAGGGAUCACCUGUGAUUUUCCAGCUGGAGAUAAGAUGGUCUCAGAAGAUGAUGAGCUAAAUGGUGAUGAGGGUGCAGCAAAGGAUCUUGGUGUAUAUGGAACAUCUACGUCCACUUCUCACUUACACCGUGACAUUUCAUCAUGCACCCAACAGACGACAUCAAAAGCAUUAACCCCAAAACCUGAAACAAAGAGUCUGUCUGAUGUUGAGAGAUAUGAGAGUUCCAUCCCCGAUUCGCUUGGGGAAGAGCCUCUCUUCCGCAGAAGGUCAAAGGGGAAAUUAUCCGAGCAGGAGCUGGAGGAAGUGUCAGAGAAGCUCUCACGCAGGUUAAAUGAACUAGAUUUAAUGUUAAAGAGAGCUUUGGGUGAGCGCAGUAGGGAGGAGGAGCUGACAGAUGAAGACAGAUUGUCUCAGCACAGUGACAGUGUCAUGGAUUACCGGAGGAGGAUACUUCACCCAGGCACCCCAUGUCCAAAAAAAAAUACCAGGCCACGGUCCCUUUCUCCAUCCUCACCUCCAUCCAGGUAUCUACAUCCCUCAGCGUUUGAAGAUGCACUUCAGAGAGAUGCAAGAGGCCAGAUGGGGCAGAUGCGCAGGCAAUUUCAAAAGGAACAGGAUUACAGGAGAAUGAAAGCAAAGCUGAUGACUAAAGCGUAUGAAGAUGAGUUAAGAAUUUAUCAAGCUAGAGAGAGACUCGAACUCUCCAAACUAAGAGCAAAAGCUAAGGAAAAGGAACGAGAAUACAAAGAAAACAUAUUUAAAGAACCUCCAAAAAUGCCUCAGCCAGUGAAAGUUUAUUCUAGAAAACCCACACCUCGGAAUCCCAAACACAGCCAGUGGAUUCCAAGAGGAGGCUACGCAAAGCCAAAGAAAGCAGCUCCAAUGAAAGUAAAGGAUGAUGAUCUCUUGCCUCUGCUAUUGGAAGAGUUUCCCCAUCUGCAUAUUUCCCACCACUCCUUGAACAAAAUGUGGCAGCAACGGCUUGCACAGAUUGAACGAUUUAAGUCGUCUUCUGGCACAGAGAGAUCAAGAUUGAAACUCCAAAAUGAAGUAGAAGAAGCUCUGAAGAAGCGUGACCUCCUUGCUGAAAUUAUUAAGAAGGAUCAAGAUCACAACAAGAGACUGCAAGAGUUUAAGCAGCGCAUCCAUCGACAGAAGUGGACCCAGAACAAAACUAGAGAGAAACGUCAGCAAAUUGCUCGAGCCAAGAAGUACUAUGAAGACUACCGUGUCCAGCUGCGUGCCAGAAUGAUGCGGGCAAGGACGCGGGAAGAAAGGAUAUUUAAAAACCUGUUUGAAGAAGGCUUAGAGAUUCAGAAGCAAAGGCUAGAGGAGCUGAGAGCUUAUGCUAAAGAGAAGCGUGCUGAGCAAAAAAGAGUACAUCAAAAUGAACUGGAGUCCAUGGAGAACUACUACAAAGAUCAGUUUUCAAUGCUAGCAGAAACUGUGUCUCGAGAACAUCAGGAAAUCAAAACCAGAGAGAGAACUCAAGCAAAAAUGCUACAGAAAACAAAGAGGGAGGUGAGAUCAAAGGUGGAAAAGGAAAUUCAGCAGCUGCAGACUAUGAUCACUCAAGAUGAUGAUGAUACUUUCUUUCGAGAGUUGGAAGCAGAACGACUGAAAUCCAGACUUCAGAUGGCUUCCUUUCAGUACAGCAAAAACCAUUUCUUGUAACACUUAGGCAAUUACCUGUCAGUGCAGUUGCUUUCUGGCCAUGGCGCUGUUGAAUUUGUUAGGGAAUUGCCAUAACUGGAGGAUAGUGACCGCUGUGCUGUAAAGCAUCCAGCUCAUCUUGUUUACAAUGUUGAAGGCACGAUGCCAUCAAUGUGUCAGUAGCUGGGACUCUUGAACACUUUUUUACUGUAACACUUGAAUAAAGUUUAAACUAUUGCUUAACUACUUUAAAUUGAGGCAAUCUGUGUUGUGCUCAACUAUGUAGAAGUAAAUCUGGUUAAGUCAAAGUUCUUAGCUCAGGUUUUGCAGGUCUGAGCCAUUUCUGUACUGUACCCACUGUUACCAGUUUUCAGCAUGAUGGAUAUUAAAAUUCUUGUAGAUCAGAGCUGCAUUUUUUUUUGCCAGAGUAAAAUGUAUGAGUUAUAAUUGACAAACUUCUCAAAAUAAUUUGACUGCAAGACUUAAUGUAAUUACAAAAGGGCAAAGCAGUGGUUCUUUGAGAUAAUGCCAAUUGCUUAAGUUUGCUCUAGGGGAGGAAGUUAGAAAAGGGUUUCCAGUAAAUCUGAUGUGUAACACUGUUGUUUCUUGUACUACUGAAUAAGGGAGGAGCACAUUGCGCUGUACACAGCAUUAUGACGCACUGCAUGUUGCAGAAAGGUGUGUUCAAUAAGAGUGCAUUCUUAUGAUACCUGUGCAGAAUAGGUAACAAAGGAAGACUAUACUAAUUCGUGCCAAACGCUUCCUCUAAGCAGGUCUUCCUAAAGCAGUCUUGUUCACUCACACUUCAAGCUCCAGUAGAACAAUAUUUACCAACGGAUAAAACUGCUGGAACUUGCAGGCUUUUAAUUACUUUCCAGAGGGCAUAUAAGUGUGCUUUAAAUCUCAAACUUAGCAUUUCUUUAUGCAGUUGCUAUUGGCAGGGGGCUGUAACAACUCCAUUUGUAUCGACCAGUUAUAGUCUACUGCCUUCCUUAGAUUUUUGUGGAUCUUUCCACCUCGUAAAGGUUUGCAUAUGGUUUGUGCAGACUUUAAACAAGGCUUUCAAAAUUUAACUGACUGCUGCAGUGAUCUAUUUGGCAUGUGAUGGUCUAGGACUGACUGCAAGUAUUCAGACCUCAAACAGUGGAACUUUAAGUAAGUAAUCUGCUAACUGAGAGUCAGGAAUGAAGCAGUAAACAUGAUACAAUUUGAGCUAAAGCAGUCGAUUACUAGACUUGUAUUCAGUCUUCUCAAAGCAAGAGCCUAUAUUUAGCUGUCAUAUUAGGACAACGCAGGUUAGUUCUAGCCUUGUCAGGGUAUUUAAAACAGGUUUUCAAGGCACUAGUUAAAGUUUCAGGUCUUAAAUUUAACUUGCAGUUCAGUGUUCACCUUUCAACUGAGAACAUUUCAAGUAUGGAAGCUCUUAAAGCUUGCUGCCUGCAACCUACCUAUGUUCUGUAGUUAGUGUUACCUCUGCUACUCAAAUGCUUGGUCUGGGGGGACCCACCUGCAAGUUCUAGCGGGAGCUCUGCUACACCGACCCUGUGUAAUUACACAAGGCAAGUGACCUGGUGCCUGAGCCUUAUUUGCUGAACAUUUUAUUUGCCCCUGUAGCCUGCACAGAUGUCCUGGGCACUGCUACCUGUCAGUUAGGGAACAGUUCCCACAAACACAAGUGUCCUGUCAACAGGCCAGGUGAUGGAAGGCUCUUGAGCACUUGUGAAAGUAUUGAGGGCAGGUGUGCUACAGCUUUGGGGAAAGAGAAGAUUGCAUCUAACACGUUUCCCUGACAAGCUAAACCUACAGCAGUAAUCUCCCUUUUGCCAUAAAAGCUCAAUUCACCAGAGCCAUUCCAGAUCAUUGAGUUUAAGAUAGGCCAACUCCAGACUGUGACCCGGUAAAACUAUGCUUACUGCAGCUGAAUGAAGCUAAAAUAGUUACUGUCUGAGUUAUGUAUUUCUUUCAUCUUCCACAAAGAAUCUGGGUCAGCUGUGCUAGAUCAAGCAGCAAAGACAUCUAUUCACUUACCUGUGCUUUGAGGCAGCACUGUUCAGGGCCUGCUAUAAAAAGACAGAUUGCUGGGAGACACUAGAACAAGGCACGCUUCCUUAUUCUUUCAGCAAAGUUCACCACAACUGAGGGCCGAGCCCAUGCUGUACGUAUGAACAUGUACAAAUACAUUCUCCUCUAAAGGAGUUGACUCACUCAAAGCCUCUCGUUAUUGUAAAUCAAUGUAAAUAUUUAAUUAAAAACUUUGAACAUUUUUUAAACCAUUGAUGCUGUGACGGUGCAAACAGCAUACAAUUUAUUGCUCAACUUCUGCAUGGGUACAUACAUUAAGUAUUUAAAAACCAUUUUAUACAGAUGUUUUGUUAAAGCUCAUGUAACAGCUGGGUGAAAAUACAAUGGAUAUCAAUGCUAAAACACUUUGUAAUAAAUACAAUGGAAAUGAUAAACUAAAAACUGUCAGUUUGUGGAGGGGGAGUUACAAUUGAAGAUAAACUAAUUACAGCUACAGAUAAAGCUCUAAAGAUGUGGUAGAGCCAAAAGCCUACGAUAGAGAAUGUCAAGUACAACAAUGGGCACCUGUUAACUAUAUGGUGCAGUUUAAAAUCUGAAGCAAUGGGAGCAUGCUACUUUAAGCUGUAAGAUGAUGCAUACUUAUGAGAAAGAAGCAAAGCUUUUACUUCCAUCCAUGCAGCCAGUUUAAACGCACCAGAAGUUCAAUAUAAGUGUAGUGUUGUGGAACAAAACUAAAGAAGGGAAACUUGUGUGCUCUGGACUUUAGUACAAUGCAAACAUUUGGUAAAAAUAAAUCAGUUUAGGGAAACUGAACCUAUGUGCAAAAAAAAAAAAAAAAAAAAAAAAAUUAGAAUACAUACUGUA
Alligator sinensis (Chinese alligator) is the source of this 5726-nucleotide messenger RNA. RefSeq names its product centrosomal protein 95 (gene CEP95). The transcript has 22 exons. Lineage: Eukaryota; Metazoa; Chordata; Crocodylia; Alligatoridae. The record is from RefSeq and is a predicted model, not a curated record. Gene Ontology annotation, cellular component: centrosome; spindle pole. Bases 243 to 2861 code for a protein of 872 amino acids.